Messenger RNA from Sus scrofa (pig), 7857 nucleotides. The record is from RefSeq and is a predicted model, not a curated record. Lineage: Eukaryota; Metazoa; Chordata; Mammalia; Artiodactyla; Suidae.
GUGGGUAAAAGAAUUUGAGAAUGACUCAGCAAGACAUUUCAAAACCAAAUCCUUCUACCUGCUUAUUGAACUUGUUCUUUUCAGAUCUGCUCUCUGAUCUAUGAACUGGGUUAGAAGUUUGAGAUCUCUAGUGGCUUCUAAGAAAGCUUCAGCUUUGACAGGAACAUGGAAUCAGACCCAGUACUCCCAUCCUUUUACUCUUAAUUUAAAUUGGAAUUAAUUGAUCAUUAAGAUGGGUAAUUAAGUUGGAAAUAAAUGAUACUUCCUUAAAUUUAGCCUCUAAUUUUUUUUUUUUUUAGACAAAUAUAAAACCUGGUCAAAUCCCCUAACCAAAGACUAGGUCUACCUGUCAAAGGACAUGUGUGUGUGUGUGCGCAAACACUGCAUGUGUGCGCCUGUGAUUACCUUCAUAUUUUCCUCUAGAUUAGACUGUAUGUUGAUGGUAACUCAGAAAAGAGGGGACAUUUAAAAGUUAAAUUAAAAUGUAAAGGCAGCAGAAGAUUUUUUACAAGUCCCAGCUAAAAUGACAGUUCAGGAUUUAGUUGGAAAAGGCAAGGCUCCUAAUCAACAGUCAUUUGGAAAUUUGGGGGAGGAGAAGUCCUCUCACCUAUUUUGGAAACUACUUGCAGAUGUGGGGAAACCUCUGAAUUGCUCACAACAGGGGUUUUGCAGAGAUUUCCUCUGAUUUUUUUUUUUUUUUUUCCUCCUCAAUUUCCCACAGCCUAUGUUUGUCCUGCGUCUGCUAGGCUGACAUGUGGUUUACCUCGCUAAUCCUGCUGCCAGGUUUUACACACUCUCCUCCUAACUAAAACAACUAAAGCCAAAGGAUACUGAGCAACUCCGGGCAUGGGCGCCAGAGCUGUCACAGAAAAUUUGCUUCCCCAGUGUUCCUUCCAACUUCCCUUCCUGAGCCCGCGUGAGCCACAGCUCAGCCCUUGGCGAGGUCUUCGCGUUUCCUGCUGCUGCUGCAAUCUGUAACUGGAUUUUGGAUUAAACAAACAAACAAACAAACAUAAAAACACUGCAGUUCUGAGGAUCGUCUCAGCAAAACUUUGUGGUUGGGGGACUUUUGAAAGCAGUUUCCUUACCUCAGUUGGAGGCCCAGACACUUUCCACCCCUCCCGGCUGCACCGAGGCAAAGGCAGCAAAGGGGAUAGGCAAGCUCCUUGUGUAUUGGGGGGAAGUGGAGGUUUUAGUCAAGUUGUCACCAUCCCUCGCCCACCCCCGGUCUGGCGCUUUCGGCUGGCGCGUACAUCAUCUAUUAACUGCUGUUCGCGGACGCACUGCACGAUAUAUUCAUUUUUAUCUUUAGUAAAUUAUAAAUGGAAUUCUCGGCGCGCUAGUGUCUGUCUGCUCAUGUAGGGCUACCGAAAGGAGGCGGAGAGGAGGCUGUGGCCCGGAUCCUGACCCUGAUUGUAUGAAUAAGUAAGCAGGAUGCAAGUGAUUGGGUUAGAUGCUGUGAAGAAUUUUUUUUUUUUUCAAGUUAGUAAGAGGGUAAAAAGACAGCCUAGGGGGAAAAGGCAAACAGUGCAUCCCCAAAUCCUCCCACUUUCGCUCUUCUCUCAGUCAGUUGCUUUGCUGCUUCUGCGGCUUUUAAGGUCUGGCAGCGAAGGAACGUCUGCCCCCCACCCGCGUCCGCGGUCCCCACUUGCAGCUCAGACGCGUUGAUGUGCAGACUGGGCUCGUCCUCCCAGAGCAGCGCCGGGUCCCGGGUGCCGGGCACGCGCCGGGCCUGAGCCCGGGAACCUGACCCUGGAGCAGCUAAACAGUUGAGCCACGGGAAGGACCGCCGCCGGGAGACAGCCUGGCCGCUCGCCCGCCCGGACCCGCUCCCUACCUGCCCCCGCCCGCCCUCCCGCGGCCCGCCACCUCGCCCGCGCCGGGAGACAGGCCGUCCUGCCCUCUCUCCGCCCGACGGCGCCCCAUGUCCCCGGACACCUGAGCGCCGGCCGCGCCGAGGAGCCUCCCGCGGGGACAGGCGCCCGUGCCCUGCUUCCCUCGCGAGGAAGAUGGGGCUGGAGACGCUUUCCCCUGGGAUGCUUGCGUGGCUGGUGGCCGCAGGGGCUGUCCUCUGCGCUGAGCUGGGGGUCUGCGCCGGCCUCGACUAUGACUACACUUUCGGUGGCAAUGGAGAGGACGAGACGGAGUCGCUGGACUACAAGGACCCGUGCAAAGCUGCUGUGUUUUGGGGUGACAUUGCCUUAGAUGAUGAAGAUUUAAAUAUCUUUCAAAUUGAUAGGACAAUUGACCUUACACAGAACCCCUUUGGAAAAUUUGGACAUUCCACAGGUGGAUUUGGAGACCAUGGUAUAUCAAAGAAAAGAGGGGCCCUCUACCAACUUAUAGACAGAAUAAGAAGAAUUGGCUCUGGCUUGGAGCAAAACAACACAGUUAAAGAAAAAGUACCUCUAAAAUUCUCAGGGCAAAAUGAGAAAAAUCGAGUUCCCAGAGCUGCUACAUCAAGAACUGAAAGAGUAUGGCCUGGAGGUGUCAUUCCUUAUGUUAUAGGAGGCAACUUUACUGGCAGCCAGCGAGCCAUGUUCAAGCAGGCCAUGAGGCACUGGGAAAAACACACGUGUGUGACUUUCAUUGAAAGAAUGGAUGAAGAGAGUUACAUUGUAUUCACAUACAGGCCUUGUGGAUGCUGCUCCUAUGUAGGUCGGCGUGGAAAUGGACCUCAGGCAAUCUCAAUUGGCAAGAACUGUGAUAAAUUUGGAAUUGUUGUUCAUGAAUUGGGCCAUGUAAUAGGCUUUUGGCAUGAACACACACGACCAGAUCGAGAUAAUCAUGUAACUAUCAUAAGAGAAAACAUCCAGCCAGGUCAAGAAUACAAUUUUUUGAAGAUGGAGCCUGGAGAAGUAAACUCACUUGGAGAAAGAUAUGAUUUUGACAGUAUUAUGCACUAUGCCAGGAACACCUUCUCAAGGGGGAUGUUUCUGGAUACCAUUCUCCCCUCUCGUGAUGAUAAUGGCAUACGUCCAGCAAUUGGUCAACGAACCCGUUUAAGCAAAGGAGAUAUUGCACAGGCAAGAAAGCUGUAUAGAUGUCCAGCAUGUGGAGAAACUCUUCAAGAAUCCAAUGGCAAUCUUUCCUCCCCAGGAUUUCCAAAUGGCUACCCUUCUUAUACACACUGCAUCUGGAGAGUUUCUGUGACUGCAGGGGAGAAGAUUGUUUUAAAUUUUACUACCAUGGACCUAUACAAAAGUAGUUUGUGCUGGUAUGACUACAUUGAAGUAAGAGAUGGAUACUGGAGGAAAUCACCUCUCCUUGGUAGAUUCUGUGGGGACAAAUUGCCUGAAGUUCUUACCUCUACAGACAGCAGAAUGUGGAUUGAGUUUCGCAGCAGCAGUAACUGGGUAGGAAAGGGCUUUGCAGCAAUCUAUGAAGCUAUCUGUGGAGGUGAGAUACGUAAAAAUGAAGGACAGAUUCAGUCUCCUAAUUAUCCGGAUGACUAUAGGCCAAUGAAAGAAUGUGUGUGGAAAAUAGCAGUGUCAGAAGACUGUUACGUGGGGCUGACCUUUCAGGCCUUUGAGCAGGAACAUCAGGGGGAUCCAGGUAUGACCCAUAAGCCCAGAGAACCUCAUACCCCCACCUGGAAACAAAUUGAAAGACAUGACAACUGUGCUUAUGACUACCUAGAAGUUCGAGAUGGAAACAGUGAAAAUAGCCCUUUGAUAGGGCGUUUUUGUGGCUAUGAUAAACCUGAAGAUAUCAAAUCUACCUCCAAUACCCUGUGGAUGAAGUUUGUUUCUGAUGGAACUGUGAACAAGGCAGGGUUUGCUGCCAAUUUUUUCAAAGAGGAAGACGAGUGUGCCAAGCCUGACCGUGGAGGCUGUGAGCAGCGCUGUCUGAACACACUGGGCAGUUACCAGUGCUCCUGUGAGCCUGGCUAUGAGCUAGGGCCUGACAAAAGGACCUGUGAAGCGGCUUGCGGUGGACUUCUCACAAAACUGAAUGGUACCAUAACCACUCCAGGCUGGCCCAAAGAAUACCCCCCCAACAAACACUGCGUGUGGCAAGUGGUCGCACCAACACAGUACAGAAUUUCUAUGAAGUUUGAGUUUUUUGAAUUGGAGGGCAAUGAAGUUUGCAAAUAUGAUUAUGUGGAAAUUUGGAGUGGUCUUUCUUCUGAGUCUAAAUUGCAUGGCAAAUUUUGUGGUGCUGAAGUGCCUGAAGUGAUCACAUCCCAGUUCAACAAUAUGAGAAUUGAGUUCAAAUCCGACAAUACUGUAUCCAAGAAGGGGUUCAAAGCACAUUUCUUUUCAGACAAAGAUGAGUGCUCUAAGGAUAAUGGUGGAUGUCAACAUGAGUGCGUCAACACAAUGGGAAGCUACACAUGUCAGUGCCGGAAUGGAUUUGUGCUGCAUGAAAAUAAACAUGAUUGCAAGGAAGCUGAGUGUGAACAGAAGAUUCACAGUCCAAGUGGCUUCAUCACUAGCCCCAACUGGCCAGACAAAUACCCAAGCAGGAAGGAAUGCACAUGGGAAAUCAGUGCCACACCUGGUCAUCGAGUCAAAUUAGCCUUUAGUGAGUUUGAGAUUGAGCAGCAUCAAGAAUGUGCUUAUGAUCACUUGGAAGUAUUUGAUGGAGAAACAGAAAAAUCACCCAUUCUUGGACGACUGUGUGGGAACAAGAUACCAGAGCCCAUUGUGGCUACUGGAAAUAAGAUGUUUGUUCGGUUUGUUUCUGAUGCAUCUGUUCAAAGAAAAGGCUUUCAAGCCACACAUUCUACAGAAUGUGGUGGCAGACUGAAAGCAGAAUCAAAACCAGGAGAUCUGUAUUCUCAUGCUCAGUUUGGUGACAACAACUACCCAGGACAAGUUGACUGUGAAUGGGUGUUAGUGUCAGAACGGGGCUCUCGACUCGAGUUAUCCUUCCAGAUUUUUGAAGUGGAAGAAGAAGCUGACUGUGGCUAUGACUAUGUUGAGCUCUUUGACGGUCUCAAUUCAACAGCAGUGGGGCUUGGUCGAUUCUGUGGAUCAGGGCCACCAGAAGAGAUCAAUUCAAUUGGUGAUACUGUUUUAAUUCAUUUUCACACUGAUGACACAAUCAGCAAGAAAGGAUUUCAUAUAAGAUACAAAAGCAUCAGCUAUCCAGAUACUACGCAUACCAAAAAAUAACACCAAAAUCUCCAUCAGAACAUAAAGAGAUGUGCAUAAUGGAGAGAAGAUGUAUUUCUUUUUUAAAUGAAGAUUUUAGCACAAAUGUUUUAUAUAAUGAAUUUGAACAGAAGAAAACUACAAGACCAGAAUUAUCUUUGUAUCAAAAGAGAAGUUUCCUGCUAACCGUGAUCAGCAUUGCCAGGAUAUCUGAACUCUGUUCUUGAUGGUAUAAAUAUAAAUAAAGCUUGUGAAAGCAUCUCAUGCUUCAGUGAAGACCACAAUCUUUUCUUCACAGCUCAACACAGAUGCUUCACAAUUCAGACAGUUCCGCUCAGGGUCUGUGACCCUGCAGAGUGUUCUUUUUGACAAUUUUUCAGUAUAUGGAAGAAAUAAAAUUAUCUUGCAGGUGAAAAACUGGAAAACCCUCUCCCCAUACCUUAGGAUAAUUGCUUUGACUUUGUAUCUUGAAGACAAUGUAAACCAGAUCCAUUUAAGGUCUUGUGAAAUGGGAGUCUUUUGAGAGUUGUUUAUACUUUAAAUGUGGGUGUGUCCAAUGUUUGUAAACUGGAAUAUUUCAGCUUCAUUGUUUUUACUUGCAGGCUAAAUUAACCUCUUUGAAAUGUAAAGGAUCUUGAGACCACUUCGUUUUACUGAGAUUUCAACCAGUUUGAAAUGUCAAUAGUGUCUAUUGCAGUUCACUCUAGACAUCAUUUAUUUAAGUGCUGGAAAAUGCACAGUUAAUUGGUAAACUCAGUUCUUUCAGUGAAAGUGCUGCCUUUUCACACCAAAUCCAGGAAGCCACGUAAUAUCUUAUGAACUUGAUGAAAAAACUCCCAACCGGUGUGAACAGGAUUCUUCUAAGUGACUGCCUGGAUGGUUCAUACUCAAGUUCCACUGCUGCUAUUGUUUCUUUUAUUGUUGAUCUUUUAUCAUUGUUAUUAUUGAUAUUUUCAUGGUAAAUGUCGUAUUCUCUAAAAAAUGAAAUGAAAUGAAUUGGCAAUAGGCCUUGUAAGAACUGAAAGAUCUCUUUCUUUCUCUUCCUAGGAAUCAGUUUUUUAAAUAUGCAGUAUUGGGAGUUCGCAUUGUGGCACAGCGGAAACCAAUCUGACCAGUAACCAUGAGGUUGCAGGUUCGAUCCCUGACCUUGCUCAGUGGUUAAAGAUCCAGAAGUGCCAUGAGCUGUGGUGUAGUUUGCAGAUGAGGCUCAGAUCCUGCAUUGCUUUGGCUGUGGUGUAGGCCAGCAGCUGUAGUUCCGAUUUGACCCCUAGCCUGGGAACCUCCAUAUGCCAUGGGUGUGGCCCUAAAAAGCAAUGUUGAAAAAAAAAAAAGGGAUUUGUUUUUGAAAAACUUUCUAUGGUGCUAUUCCAUAAACAUUUCUUUUUUUUAAACAAAGUUUUUGACCUUUGAGCCAACCUGUAGGCUAUGAACAUCUCUGGCUGGUAGCACUUGAAGACUUAAGACUUGUUACAUGUAUCAAGAGUAUAUCAUUGCAAGGGCAGCACUUGUCCUGUUGAACAACUGCUUAUAAUGCCUUAGAAUUCUUUCACAUGAUCAAACAGAUCCUCCUAAGAGACAUACCUUUUGAAAAGCUGAACAUAAUAGUGUGUGGUAAUUAGCAUCUCUAUGAGGAAAAUUCAUUUCCGUUUCUGUGGCUGAGAGCAUUGGAUAUAAAUAUGGUGACCUGCUUUUAUUGUAGAAAAUGAAUUUUCCGCUUUAAAGCCAGCUGCUGUGUUUUUUUUUUAUAUAAUAUAUAUUAAUGUAUAUAUAUGUGAGAUUGAGUGAGUGAAGCUAUAAGAAGGUGAAAAGCUGUGGGUGGUUAAAAAAUUUAAAUUUAUGUGCCAAGUUCUACUAGAAUCCUGUUUGAAGUAGCACCUUCCUUAGGAUGUUUCAUGGACAAAUAAUGGGAACUUUUAAUUAUUAUCAACCCCAUUUUAAAAAAGGCGCAUUCAUUUAGAGAAACUCUAUUUUGAUAUUUUUUGAUGCUGAUGUUGGUAUAGAUUGCUAUAUGAAGUAGGUUUGGUUCUGUUACCUGUCCAUGAACAUUCAACAUUUAAUAAAAUUGAGAAUUUUUCUUUAUUUUACAAAAUUAAACUAUACACACAGAUUUAGCUUGUUUUCUUGUCAUCCGUCACCUUGAAAAAUCUUUUCUUGCUUAUGUAAAUACAUUUUUAAAACCAAUCUUUUGAUCUUAUUGAAUCUUACUUUGGGAAUGCAUAACUGAUGCUUGCAAUAUAAUGAGAUUUUUAGUGGAGCUGAUUUAUUCUGGUAACUUCUCCUAUAUCUUUUUCACUAAUCUUCAAUUAGCCAAAAUACUGGGAAUGAGAGGAAUAAAAACCAUUAACACCUAAGGCACUUCACUGUGCCCAGUCCAGUAUACUAGUUUUAAACUUUUAUACCACCCUUGAAAAACCGUGGUAAUGGUCUCAUUUUGUAAUUUAUGAACUGAGGCUCAAAGAAGGUAUAUAAAUUUCCCAGGGUUAUAGUGUUUAAACCCAGAUUAUCUGAUACAAAAAUCUGCUUGUUCUACAAAAUGUAAUAGAAUCAAUAUUGAUUUUUUUAUGUAGGUAUAUUUUUAUGAUGAAACUUCACUUAAAGUCAGUUUUAGAGGUGAAUUAGAGUAAAACUUUCAGGAUAGACAUUGUUCCUUUCAGUACUAGCAUGACAAUUCAAAUACCAACUGUAGAUACUUUAAGAACCAUAAUGCUAUAAACUAAAAAAAAAAAAAAAAAAAAGCCUACUCUGAAUUUUGGAGUUA